UUCGGCUUCAGCCGUGCCGCCUCAGACCCUCACAGCUUCGGCCGCGGCCGCGGCGGAGUCGGCGGUGCGGGCGGCUGCGGGCUGAGCGGCGACUUUCUGAUGUAAAGCUGAGCUGUGAGGAAAAUGGCGGCAGGCGGUUCAAAAUACUUGGUAAAAGGUGGACUGAGAGAACAUUAGAACUAAUUCUGCAUGAACAUCACUUUACUGGUUAAAAAGUUGCUGAUGUAUAUUCAAGAUGAGUGGGUUAGGAGAAAAUGCUUUGGAUCCACUGGCCACUGAUUCCCGAAAACGCAAAUUGCCAUGUGAUGCUCCAGGACAGGGUCUUACCUGCAGUGGUGAAAAGUGGAGAAGAGAACAGGAGAGUAAAUAUAUCGAAGAAUUGGCUGAACUGAUAUCUGCAAAUCUUAGUGAUAUUGACAAUUUCAACGUUAAACCAGAUAAAUGUGCAAUUUUGAAGGAGACAGUAAGACAGAUACGUCAAAUAAAAGAGCAAGGAAAAGCUAUUUGCAGUGAUGAUGAUGUUCAGAAAGCUGAUGUAUCCUCUACAGGACAGGGAGUUAUCGAUAAAGACUCUUUGGGGCCACUUUUACUUCAGGCAUUAGAUGGCUUCCUGUUUGUGGUGAAUAGAGACGGGAACAUUGUAUUUGUGUCAGAAAACGUUACACAGUACCUGCAAUACAAACAAGAGGACCUGCUUAAUACAAGUGUCUACAAUAUCUUGCAUGAAGAAGACAGAAAAGAUUUUCUUAAAAACUUACCAAAAUCUACAGUUAAUGGUGUUCCCUGGACGAAUGAGACCCAGAGACAAAAGAGCCAUACAUUUAAUUGUCGUAUGUUGAUAAAAACCACACAUGAUGUUCUGGAAGACAUGAAUACCAGUCCUGAAAUGCGCCACAGAUACGAAACAAUGCAGUGCUUUGCCUUGUCUCAGCCACGAGCUAUGAUGGAGGAAGGUGAAGAUUUGCAAUCUUGUAUGAUCUGUGUGGCACGCCGUAUUACUACGGUUGAAAGAACAUUUCCAUCAAAUCCUGAGAGCUUUAUUACUAGGCAUGAUCUUUCAGGAAAGGUUGUCAAUAUAGAUACAAAUUCACUAAGAUCCUCCAUGAGACCUGGCUUUGAGGAUAUAAUCCGAAGGUGUAUUCAAAGAUUUUUUAGUUUUAAUGAUGGGCAGUCAUGGUCGCAGAAACGUCACUAUCAAGAAGCUUAUAUUCAUGGCCAUUCAGAAACCCCAGUGUAUCGAUUUUCAUUGGCUGAUGGAACUAUAGUGACUGCACAAACAAAAAGCAAACUCUUCCGGAACCCUGUAACUAAUGAUCGGCAUGGUUUUGUUUCAACCCACUUUCUUCAAAGAGAACAGAAUGGAUAUAGACCAAACCCAAAUCCUAUAGGACAAGGCGUUAGACCUCCUGCAGCUGGAUGCAACAGUUCGGUAGGCAGCAUGAGCAUGUCACCAAACCAAGGCUUACAGAUGCUGAGCAGCAGGGCCUAUGGCUUGGGAGACCCCAGCACCCCUGGGCAGCUGAGUGGAGCUAGGUAUGGGGCUUCCAGUAACAUUGCUUCACUGACGUCUGGGCCUGGCAUGCAGUCACCAUCUUCCUACCAAAACAACAACUAUGGGCUCAACAUGAGUAGCCCCCCCCAAGGCAGUCCUGGUCUUGCCUCCAAUCAGCCGAAUAUUAUGAUAUCACCUCGUAACCGUGGGAGUCCAAAGAUGCCCUCACAUCAGUUUUCUCCUGUUGCAGGUGUACACUCUCCCAUGGGAUCUUCUGGCAAUACAGGAAGCCAUAGUUUUUCCAGCAGCUCUCUCAGUGCCCUGCAAGCCAUUAGUGAGGGUGUGGGGACUUCUCUUUUAUCUACCUUGUCUUCACCAGGACCCAAACUGGAUAACUCCCCCAAUAUGAAUAUAUCUCAACCAAAUAAAGUGAACAGUCAGGAUUCCAAGAGUCCCAUAGGCUUGUACUGUGACCAGAAUCCCGUGGAGAGUACAAUGUGUCAGUCAAAUAGCAGAGAUCACCUCAAUGACAAAGAAAGUAAAGAGAGCAACAGUGAAGGGUCAGAGAACCAGAAGGGUCCUUUAGAAAGCAAAGGUCAUAAAAAAUUACUGCAGUUACUCACCUGCUCUUCUGAUGAUCGAGGCCAUUCCUCCUUGACUAACUCCCCCCUGGAUUCAAGUUGUAAAGACUCUUCUGUUAGUGUCACUAGCCCCUCUGGAGUCUCCUCCUCAACAUCUGGAGGCGUGUCCUCCACAUCCAAUAUGCACGGGUCACUGUUGCAAGAGAAGCAUCGGAUUUUGCAUAAAUUGCUGCAGAAUGGGAAUUCACCAGCUGAAGUAGCUAAGAUUACCGCAGAAGCCACUGGGAAAGACACCAGCAGUACAGUUGCUUGUGGUGAAGGAACUGUCAAGCAGGAGCAGCUGAGUCCUAAGAAGAAGGAGAAUAAUGCACUUCUUAGAUACUUGCUGGACAGAGAUGACCCUAGUGAUACACUCUGUAAAGAAUUACAGCCCCAAGUUGAAGGAAUGGAUAAUAAAAUGGGUCAGUGCAGCAGCUCCACCAUUCCCAGCUCAACGCAAGAGAAGGAGCCUAAAAUCAAAACUGAAACAAGUGAAGAGGGACCUGGAGACUUGGAUAAUCUAGAUGCUAUUCUUGGUGAUCUGACUAGUUCUGACUUUUACAGUAAUCCUGUAUCCACAAAUGGCGGUCAUCUGGGGAGCAAGCAACAAAUGUUUCAAGGAACUAAUUCUCUGGCUGGUGUUAGAAGUCCACAAUCUGUGCAGCCUGUUCGUCCACCAUAUAACCGAGCAGUGUCAUUAGAUAGCCCUAUUACUGUUGGCUCAAGUCCUCCAAUGAAGAAUAUCAGUGCUUUUCCCAUGUUACCAAAGCAACCCAUGUUGGGUGGGACCCCAAGAAUGGUGGAUAAUCAGGAAAAUUAUGGCUCAAACAUAGGUGGGCCAAACAGAAAUUUGACUCUGAGUCAGGCUUCUAACUCAGGAGACUGGGGUUUACCGAAUUCAAAGGCCAGCAGAAUGGAACCUAUGAGUUCAAACUCCAUGGGAAGGCCAGGAGGAGAAUAUAAUGCUUCUUUACCCAGACCUUCAUUGGGUAGCACUAUGCCAACCUUUCCUCUUCGGUCAAAUAACAUAACAGGUGUGAGGCCAACAUUGCAGCAGCAGCAGCAGCAGCAGCAACUACAACAGCAGCAGCAACUACAGCAGCAGCAGCAGCAACCUCAGAUGAAACCUGGUGAGAUUCCCAUGGGAAUGGGUGUCAAUCCCUAUGGCCAAGCAGUACCAUCUAACCAUCCUGGUUCCUGGCCAGAUGGCUUGCUCUCCAUGGAACAAGGCCCUCAUGGGACUCAAAACAGACCAAUUCUUAGGAAUUCCCUGGAUGAUCUACUUGGGUCACCCUCUAACUUGGAAGGCCAGAGUGAUGAAAGAGCUCUGUUGGACCAGCUGCACACACUUUUGAGUAACACAGACGCCACAGGCCUAGAGGCAAUUGACCGAGCUUUGGGCAUCCCAGAACUUGUGAAUCAGGGACACGCUUUGGAUCCCAAACAGGAUGCUUUCCAAGGCCAAGAAGCAGCAGUAAUGAUGGAUCAGAAGGCAGCAUUAUAUGGACAGACAUAUCCAACACAGGGGCCUCCAAUGCAAGGAGGCUUUAAUCUUCAGGGACAAUCACCAUCUUUUAACUCUAUGAUGAAUCAGAUGAGCCAACAAGGCAGUUUUCCUCUCCAGGUGAUGCAUCCUAGGGCCAACAUCAUGAGACCUCGGACAAACACCCCAAAGCAACUUAGAAUGCAGCUUCAGCAGAGAUUGCAGGGCCAACAGUUUUUGAAUCAGAGCCGGCAGGCACUUGAAAUGAAGAUCGAGAACUCCACUGGAGGUGGUGCUGCAGUGAUGAGGCCUGUGAUGCAGCCCCAGGUGAGCUCCCAGCAGGGUUUUCUAAAUGCUCAGAUGGUUGCUCAGCGUAGCAGGGAGCUGCUAAGUCAUCACUUCCGACAGCAGAGGGUGGCAAUGAUGAUGCAGCAGCAGCAACAGCAACAGCAGCAGAGCCAGGCCUUCAGCCCUCCUCCAAAUGUGACUGCUUCCCCCAGCAUGGAUGGCAUCUUGGCAGGAUCUGCAAUACCACAGGCUCCAGCACAGCAGUUUCCGUAUCCACCAAAUUAUGGAAUGGGACAACAACCAGAUCCAGCCUUUGGUCGAGUACCUAGUCCUCCUAAUCCAAUGAUGUCAUCAAGAAUGGGUUCAUCUCAGAACCCCAUGAUGCAGCAUCCACAGACUGCACCCAUGUAUCAGUCCUCAGAAAUGAAGGGCUGGCCAUCAGGAACCUUGGCCAGGAACAGCUCCUUUCCCCAGCAGCAGUUUGCCCACCAGGGGAAUCCUACAGCAUAUAGUAUGAUGCACAUGAAUGGCAGCAGUGGUCACUUGGGACAGAUGAACAUGAACUCCAUGCCCAUGUCAGGCAUGCCCAUGGGUCCUGAUCAGAAAUAUUGCUGACACUCUUACACCUGGACUUCUAAGAAAAUCAGUGUACAAAUGCUACUGCCACAGCAUUAUUGGGAGGUGAAGAAUCCUUGUUCAGGCGUCCAGUUGUGAAGUGAGGACCAGCUCUGAUCUCCAUCAGGGGUACUCCAAGAGAUGUCAUUUGAUCAGGACUUAAACGGAAGUGCACUAUCUGUUUUGUUUUUUCUUUUGUAUAUCAUGGAAUGCAAAAAGUUUUUUUUUGACAUUCUGCCUUUCAGUGAUGUGAUUUUGAAGAAAGGAGUGAAUAUGAUCACAAUAUUCUUCUGUGAUCACACUUCCUUCUGCCUGGCUAGCCAAAGUCUUUCAGCUAAAUGUAGAUGGCCAGAGAGCAAGUGAGAGAUCAGGACAUCUGUGGUUUCUCUAGUUGCAGUAUUGAACAGAGAGCGUAGUCCCAGUUUUGAAGUGUUUUCUAAGUAAUUUAUGCUGUUCUUUAUGCAGUGAAAUUGGCAUAUCUGAGUUUUUGUUCUUUGCUCAUUUUUUAAAAUUGUCCUAGGCCUUCUCUUAGAAUUAGCAUUUCAUUUGGCCUUAAAGUCCUGUAAUGACUUCACCUCCAACAUGUCACUGAUGUCUAGUAGCUUUGCAGAAAGCUAAUUGAGAUGACAGUAUUUAAUUGCAGCAGUGGCAGUUUUUCAUAUGCUGACGUGCAGCUGAGUGCACUUUAUUUAAAUAAAUAAGUAAUGGAUAAAUGCAAUAUUCUUGGUCUUGAGGAAUGGUAAACAUUCGUGGUUUUUGUCUCCAUUAAUUUGUUGGACAAAAACUGAUUUUCUUUUAAAGUACUGGUGUCACCCUUUGCCUAUAUGGUAGAGCAAUAAUGCUUUUUGAAAAUAAACUUCUGUAACUCUAAGGCCAGAAAACUGCCUUCUGAAUCAGAAGUUUGCAGUGUUUCUGUGAAUAAAUUUUUUUGUAAAUAUGACUUAUUAAAAUAUUGUAUGAUGUAAGAUAUGUAUAUACCUUUUUUUAGAUCAUAACUCAUUUUUACAGAGUUUGUGAAGCCGAGUAUUUAACAAUUUGUCGAUUUUAGUACGCUGUGUGUGGUGAGGAUCCCUGAAUCACCUGGGCCUGGGGUUGGAGAGGAUGACAUAUCCCGUUUUUCUUUUACCCCAGUGUCAGAUGCCUCACUCUUUUCAUUCUCUCAGUCUAAAUCCUUUUUAAAGAGAUCAUUUGUUUAGAUGUAAAUGAGCAUUUAAAAAAAAUUUUUUU
Molecule: messenger RNA, 5725 nt
Organism: Octodon degus (degu)
Lineage: Eukaryota; Metazoa; Chordata; Mammalia; Rodentia; Octodontidae
Gene: Ncoa3
Product: nuclear receptor coactivator 3
Exons: 23
Coding region: 236-4498 (1420 amino acids)
Biological process (GO): positive regulation of transcription by RNA polymerase II; cellular response to hormone stimulus
Cellular component (GO): nucleus
Molecular function (GO): nuclear receptor binding; protein dimerization activity
Source: RefSeq, a predicted model, not a curated record